This is a messenger RNA of Dermochelys coriacea (leatherback sea turtle), 1094 nucleotides long. Its product is annotated as zinc finger MYM-type protein 1-like. Lineage: Eukaryota; Metazoa; Chordata; Testudines; Dermochelyidae. The record is from RefSeq and is a predicted model, not a curated record.
AUGAAAAGGCACAACACCACAUUACAAGUAUAUCUAUCAACAAACAAUCUUGCUUUUAAAGGAAGCAUUAAGAAAUUAUUCCAGCCCAAAAAUGGCAAUUUUUUGGGCCUUGUACAACUGCUGCGAAAAUUUGACACAGUGAUGAGUGAACGUCUCCGAAGAGUAACUGAAAAUGAAAUACAUGACCACUAUUUGGAACCAAGAAUUCAAAAUGAAUUGAUCAUGCUAAUGAGUGAUAAAGUGAGAGACAAAAUUGUUUCAUUGGUUACUUUGGCAAAAUAUUUUGCCGUAAUUCUAGAUUGCACUCCGGACAUAAGUCAUCAAGAACAGAUGUCAUUAGUAGUGAGAUUUGUCGAUAUUAGUGAUUCAGCACAGAUUACAGUUAGGGAAUCAUUUAUCACAUUUUUAGAAGUAGAGGUCACUACAGGUUUUGGACUUCUUCAAGCUUUCCUUGAUGAACUAAAACGAAUGGGAUUGUCCGUAACGAACAUUAGAGGACAAGGCUAUGAUAAUGGUGCCAAUAUGAGAGGAUGCAUUUCUGGCGUGCAAGCUAGAUUGCUGGCAGAAAAUCCACGAGCCUUUUUUGUUCCGUGUGCAUGCCACAGCCUUAAUUUGAUUUUGUGUGAUAUGGCCAAGUCUUCUGUAGAAGCUAUUUCAUUUUUUGGUUUGCUGCAACACAUUUACGUGCUCUUUUCAGCUUCCACUCAACGAUGACAAAUAUUCAAAGCACAUGUCAAUGAUAUUACCGUUAAGCCUCUAUCUGAGACACACUGGGAAAACGGAGUAGAAAGUACAAAAACAUUGAGAUAUCAACCUGAGGAAGAUUACGAAGCACUGGUUGCUAUUUCGGAAGAAGCCAGAGAUCCAAGUGAAGCACAGUCAUUGGCCUCUGAAAUAUCCAGCUUCAAGUUUCUAACAUCUGUUGUAAUCUGGUAUGACAUUCUUGUUAAAAUCUCAAGUGUAAGCAAAAUAAUGCAGAGUCCAAUGAUGCAGCUUGAUUCAACACUUACCUUACUAAACAACACAUGAGACUUUUUAGUGAAAUACAGAGAAAAUGGAUUCAAAGAAGCACAGAUUACAACAAGAGAGCUUGC